Striga hermonthica is the source of this 2391-nucleotide messenger RNA. The record is from the annotation of a GenBank genome assembly. NCBI's taxonomy places the organism in Eukaryota, Viridiplantae, Streptophyta, Magnoliopsida, Lamiales, Orobanchaceae.
AUGGCCGACCACACCAAAAUCCAUAAUGUCAAGCGAGAGCUAUUAGAUCCCGACCCCAUGUUCCGGCGCAAUUCCGACCGGAGAAACUCCGUCCCCGCUGCAUUAAUCGAACUGUCGAGCUCUGACUCUGUCUCAUCAUCUUCCGACGAUGAUGGUGGGAGUAGUAAUGCAAAGAAGAGCAAGGAGACUGCGGAAGACUAUAUGUUGCCUGUGGGUUUCUUGGAUCCCUUUCCGUCUCUGCCGCUGCUGCUGCCGCCACCGCCACCUCGGGACGAGCGGUCGCGUUUGGAGUGUCCGUCUGCUAGAGCGCGAGCGAUUCCGGAUCCGAGUUCGAAGCAGUUCUGGAAGGCUGGCGACUAUGAGGGGACGCUUCCUGGGGAUUGGAAUAAUUCUAAUGGUGGGAUGGAUCAUGUUAGAGUACACCCUAAGUUCUUACAUUCUAAUGCUACAAGUCAUAAGUGGGUCCUUGGAGCUUUUGCAGAGCUGCUGGAUAAUUCCUUGGAUGAGGUCUGCAAUGGAGCAACAUAUGUGAACAUUGAUAUGGUCAAAAGCAAGAAAGAUGGGAGCAAAAUGUUGCUUAUUGAAGAUAAUGGUGGUGGAAUGGAUCCGGAAAAAAUUCGUCACUGCAUGUCUCUUGGGUAUUCUGAAAAGAGCAAACAGGUGGAUACGAUUGGACAAUACGGAAAUGGGUUUAAGACGAGCACCAUGAGGCUUGGUGCUGAUGUUAUUGUUUUUUCUCGAUGUUCUGGAGUGAAUGGACAAAGACCAACACAGAGCAUUGGUCUGCUUUCGUAUACAUUCUUGAAAGACACGGGAAAACAGGACAUUGUAGUCCCCAUGCUUGAUUAUGAAAGAAAAAGACAAGACUGGAACAAGAUCAUUCGAUCUUCAGGGUUCGACUGGGAUAGAAAUGUUGAGACGAUAAUUCAGUGGUCUCCAUUUUCAAGUGAAGCAGAUCUUCUUCGGCAGUUUAAUCGGAUGCAAGAUCAGGGUACUCAAAUAAUUAUAUACAAUCUUUGGGAGGACGAUCAGGGCCUGCUGGAACUGGAUUUUGAUACUGAUCUACAUGAUAUCCAAAUCAGAGGUGUCAACAGAGAUGAGAAGAGCAUAGAUAUGGCAAAGAAAUAUCCCAACUCCAAGCACUUCCUGACCUAUCACCAUUCAUUGAGGAGUUAUGCAGCUAUUUUGUACCUUAGGGUUCCUCCUCAUUUCCGGAUUAUUCUGCGUGGUGAAGAUGUUGAGCAUCAUAAUGUUGUGAAUGAUAUGAUGAUGUCGCAGGAAGUUACAUACCGUCCUCAACCUGGGGCUGAUGGGAUCCCAACGGACUCAAAUAUGAUGGCUGUAGUUACCGUUGGGUUCGUAAAGGAUGCAGAGGCACAUAUUAAUGUUCAGGGGUUCAACGUCUAUCACAAAAACAGGCUUAUCAAGCCAUUUUGGAGAGUUUGGACACCCCCUGGUAGUGAGGGUCGUGGGGUUAUAGGUGUGCUUGAGGCCAACUUUGUUGAACCAGCACAUGAUAAGCAAGGUUUUGAGCGCACUACAGUUCUUGCGAGACUAGAGACAAAAUUAGUGCAAAUGCAAAAGAAUUAUUGGACCUCUAACUGUCACAAAAUUGGCUACGCUCCUCGACGAAAUAAAAAUGUUCAUCAAAGAGAGAUAUCAACUGAUUCUGAUCAUCGAAGUCCACGAAAGAAGAAAAAUAUCGGUUUGAGGAACAAGUCACAAGCCAACUUCAUGGAGAAGGGCAAUAACAACGAGUAUUCAAGUGGGAAGGGGGAUGUCAGAUCACGUCGGAAGCAACCAAGUUACACUGAGCUAUCCUCAUCUUCUGAAGAGGAUGAAGGCAAUAAAUAUAGGCAAAACCGAACUCCUAGAAGCCAGGUCAAUGGUUCAUCGUCCAAGGAUACAUAUGAAAAGGAUGGAUUGCGGAAACCAUCAGGCUUGAGCAGUCGUGAAGCUGCAAAAGAUAACUUAGCUGCUGAAACGCUUGGUAAGACAACGAGAAGUUCACACCCACAGGAGAAUGGUUAUAAUAACAAUGAAUUCUCACCAAGUUCUAGUUCCCAAUCAUUAGCUCAGUUGAGAGAAGAAAACCUCAAAUUGAAAGAAAGAUUGAAAUGGCAAGAAGACGAGACUCUUGGUGAUUUGCUGCAUGAUAUACUGAAAGAAAAAGAAAGAAUCAAGUCUCUCGAAGCUCAGCUGCAAGAAACAACACAAAAAUAUGAGGAACUAAAAGCAGAGCAGGAGAGUUUGAUAGAUAUAUUUUCGGAAGAGAAGCAGCGUCGCGACAAGGAGGAACAGAAAUUGAGAUUAGAUUUAAAGGAAGCCAGAAAUACCAUUCAGCAAUUGAUGGACAGGAUAAAGUUGUUGGAUAACAGUAAAUAUGGUUAA